This is a messenger RNA of Rosa chinensis, 1179 nucleotides long. Its product is annotated as putative F-box protein At5g66830. NCBI's taxonomy places the organism in Eukaryota, Viridiplantae, Streptophyta, Magnoliopsida, Rosales, Rosaceae. Gene Ontology annotation, molecular function: protein binding. Bases 1 to 1179 code for a protein of 392 amino acids. The record is from RefSeq and is a predicted model, not a curated record. The transcript has a single exon.
AUGUCAAAUCUGAAGAAGAAGAAGGAGAAGGAGGAGGAGAGGUGGUCGAAAGGACUUCCAGAAGAUAUCUUGCAAUUGAUACCACAACGGCUUUGCAUAUCAGAUUACAGAGUGUUUCGCCAAGUAUGCCCUAAUUGGCGAGCCGCUGUUGAUAGGGGUAUUGCCACCAAGACUUGCCCUCCUGCUCCUCAAUUCCCAUGGCUGUUGCACAAGUGUCUCUCUUCUCUAAAUGGCUUCUACAUCGAGCACCAAUAUUCCUUGGUAACGGAUCCACGGUUUUUCAGAUCAGCUUAUUCUUGUUCGACUUCCCCAGAUUGUGUUGGGUCAAUUGGGGCGUGGCUUAUCAUAGCUGCUAAGGAUCAAUAUCGCCACAAUAACAACAACAUCACUAUUAUCGACAACUUCUUGUUAAAUCCAGUAUCUUGGGCUCGAGUCAUGCUCCCAUCACAAUCCACCAUUAACCGGCCGGACAGCAGCCACACACUCUUCUUUAAGAAAGUUGUAGCCUCAUCACCGCCAACAAGCCUGAAACAGCAGCAGCAGGACUUGAUUGUGGCUGGCCUUGGGUGUGGAGUUUUGGCUGUUUGUAGGCCAACUGAUACAUCAUGGACCGUCAUUACGAUCAGAAAAGGGCUCCUAUUUAGAGAUAUAGAAAUCAUUGAUGGGAAAUUAUAUGCUGUAACAACUGUCAAUGAACUUAUGAUAUAUGACAUCCUCCCUGCACAUGUCGAUGUUUAUAGGGACGAAAGGUUGGUAGUGCUUUCCAAUGACCCGGUCCGUUUGGAAUGGGGAUGGGGAAGGGCAUGGGUCCCUUACCUAGUGAAAGAUUCUGCAUCCAAGGAGUUGUUUAUGAUUAUUCACAAGAUUUCAUUCAGCCAGAAGAAACGAGGAUUAUUCCGAGUGUUCAAGCGGGAGUUUGACACUGACGGUGGAGCACGGUGGGAGGAGGUUGUUGACCUUGGUGAUCGAAUAUUGUUUCUGAGCGGGGCAAGUAAUAAGUUCAUCCAUGACAAGACACUUGGAAAAAAUUGCAUCUAUUUUGCUUUCAAUGAUGAUGAUUUUGGGGUGCAUUCCUUGACCAAUAGGACCAUCAAACCUCUUGCUUUACCUGAGGGUUAUACAAAUAACAUACACUGUGCUAACAAUCGAACUCUUUGGUUCACACCUCAUCCGUGGUAG